AUGGUAGUUAAACCGGGAGACAAAUAUAUCUGUCCGACCAGUCAUGAGGAACGGCUCCGGGAGAAUGGCUUUACAAUAACUUCGGUAAUAAAUUCGGGUAAAUUCGGUGUCGUUUGUUCGGUCAAACAGACUAUAACUACGGCCAACAACACCAACAACAACACAAACAACAAAACAAGUAGUCAGACGACCGCCGAUAUUGCCGUUAAAAUCAUUGAUUUAUCCAAAACUAGCGAAAACUAUCGGAAAAAAAUGUUACCCAAAGAACUCAAAGCACUGGAAGUACUUCGCCAUGAAUUCAUAACCCAAAUAAUACGUAUAAUUUUAUUAACAAAUACAAUGUAUGUAUUCAUGGAAAAAGCCGACGGCGAUGUCCUGGAUCUCUUACAAUCAAAACCCGAUUAUGCGAAAGGUUUACCCGAACCGAUGGCCAAACAACUGUACAAAUGUAUGGCCAAAGCACUCGAGUAUAUUCACGGUAAAGGUUGGGCACACAGGGAUAUGAAAUGCGAAAAUAUUCUGGUCAACAAAGAGGCAUCGGUGGCCAAGAUUACCGAUUUUGGUGUCUCAACAUCGUGUCUGAGUUCAUCGGGUGAACGCUUGCUGAAGGAUACCUAUUGCGGUAGUCCACAGUAUAUGGCACCCGAAAUGAUCAAAAAUCAGCCGUACGAUGCCAUGAAAUCGGAUAUCUGGUCGACGGGUGUCAUCCUGUAUGUUAUGAUCAAUAAUUUGAUGCCAUUUUCACCGCAAGAAAUCAACGGUUGGCUCCGACAGCCGCCGACUAAUGCAUCCAUAGCCGCAACAAUGAAAUCAAAGUCGUCGACAACAUCCAAGGAUUGUCUGGAUUUGAUUGGCAAACAAAUUGAUGUCAAUUUAGCUAAUCGUAUAUCAAUACAAAAUAUUUUGCAACAUAAAUGGCUGAACAACUGA
Oppia nitens is the source of this 930-nucleotide messenger RNA. RefSeq names its product testis-specific serine/threonine-protein kinase 3-like. The record is from RefSeq and is a predicted model, not a curated record. Gene Ontology annotation, biological process: protein autophosphorylation; peptidyl-serine phosphorylation; autophagy. Lineage: Eukaryota; Metazoa; Arthropoda; Arachnida; Sarcoptiformes; Oppiidae. Gene Ontology annotation, cellular component: cytoplasm; autophagosome. The transcript has a single exon. Bases 1 to 930 code for a protein of 309 amino acids. Gene Ontology annotation, molecular function: ATP binding; protein serine/threonine kinase activity.